AUGUUUUGUCUCUUCAAAUGCAUCAGGAGUCGCCCUUUCUCAAUAGUAUGUCGAAGUGGGCGAACCUGCAAUGAGGUGGAGAAGAGAAAGGCAAACAUCAAAUUGUCGAAAUGGUCCAUGGGAACUAACAGCUUUUACAUACAUCUACACCAACCCAUCGUCUACACGCCUUAUAAAAUACAGCAUAUCCGCUAUAAUAUAUUCUUUCGUUUUGAUCUCGUGGUUAGUGCAAGAACGAAAAAUUUCGCUGAUACAUACAUGGAGAUUUACAAGGCAAAAUUUAUGAAUAAAAAUACGAAAACACACUCGAUAAAUUCAAAUUUUCGCUGCUACGACGCAAAAAUCUUGAUUUGCCAUAUCAUCAUCUUUUCACCAGGGCUCGGCACGAGUUUGCUUGUUAUUCAUGUAUAUAUUACUCACCUGAUCAUACUGACGAUGAGAGCAGAGGUGAUGCCGGCAUUUCUGAUGCUAUUCACCUCAGCAUUUAGUCUCGAAUGCUACUACUAUCGAGUACGAGCUGACGAGCCGUUGACACCGGACAAGAUGAUGAAACGAAACUGCUCAAGUGUUGCAACGUCGUGCCUGAAAAUCAUAUCUAGAAAUGAAUUCGAAGGGCAAAGCGGGCAGAAUGGAAAUGCACCUUCGACGAUAGAAGGACGUUGUGCAUUUACACGACACGAGUGUGAAGGAAAAAACGGGCAGUGCAUCUCCGAGCCACCGAUGGUACGAUUUGGCAUCACAAUACAUGAGCACAAAUGCUGCUCCAGUGAGAACCUCUCAAAUAGUGCAAGAAAGUCUACUUCGAUUUCUUUGAUGUUUCUCUGGUUGUUUUAUAUCUUAUUUAUCAGUAAAGCUAGCAUACAUUAUAUAUGAGCCUAGAUGUUCUGAUAAAUGUAUUGACUGUAUAUCGCUUCCUCACACGCAAAUAGUCUUAAAUCUAC
Molecule: messenger RNA, 941 nt
Organism: Cylicocyclus nassatus
Lineage: Eukaryota; Metazoa; Nematoda; Chromadorea; Rhabditida; Strongylidae
Source: the annotation of a GenBank genome assembly